Messenger RNA from Coturnix japonica (Japanese quail), 6482 nucleotides. It is a transcript of the gene MRC2, whose product is annotated as mannose receptor C-type 2. NCBI's taxonomy places the organism in Eukaryota, Metazoa, Chordata, Aves, Galliformes, Phasianidae. The record is from RefSeq and is a predicted model, not a curated record.
AUGGGGAGCCCCGCGGGGCUACGGCCCCUCCUCUGCCCGCUGUACCCGCUGUGCCCUCGGCUGCUGCUGCUUCUCGCCCUGCACCCGAUGCUCAGCGCCCCGCACCCAGACUCCAAAGUCUUCCUCAUCUACAACGUGGGUGCACAGGGCUGCCUGGAGACGAAGGACUCUCUGGUGCGGCUUGCCAAGGGCUGCAAUGCCAGCUCCCCAGCCCACCAGUGGAAAUGGGUCUCACGCAACCGCCUCUUCAACGUGGGGGCCAUGCAGUGCCUGGGGGUGUCAUGGCAUGGGGGCAAUGCCACCUCUGGCCUGCACCCUUUGGCCACCUAUGAGUGCGAUCGUGAGUCCAUCAACAUGCGCUGGAGCUGCCGUGGUCUUGGGGAGCAGCUCUCACAGCACCUCGGAGCCCGACCGAACAACACCUCGCUGGAUAGGGGUGACCAGGCACGCAGCUCUCAGUGGAGGACAUACGGAACUGAGGAGGAUCUGUGCUCUGUGCCCUACUCUGAGAUCUAUACCAUCCAGGGCAACUCACAUGGGAAGCCCUGCACCAUCCCCUUCAAGUACGACAACCAAUGGUUCCAUGAGUGCACCAGCACAGGUCGGGAGGACGGCCACCUCUGGUGUGCCACCACCCAGGACUACGGCAAGGAUGAGCGAUGGGGCUUCUGUCCCAUAAAGAGCAAUGACUGUGAGACCUUUUGGGACAAGGACCAUCUCACCAACAGCUGUUACCAGUUCAAUUUCCAGUCUACACUGUCCUGGCGGGAGGCUUGGAACAGCUGUGAGCAGCAAGGAGCCAACCUGCUCAGCAUCACCGAGAUCCAUGAGCAGACCUACAUCAAUGGGCUGUUGACUGGGUACAGCUCCACGCUGUGGAUUGGGCUCAAUGACCUGGACAUCAAUGGGGGCUGGCAAUGGUCUGACAACUCGCCACUCAAAUACCUCAACUGGGAGAGCGACCAGCCUGAUAACCCCAGCGAGGAGAACUGUGGUGUGAUCCGCACUGAGUCUUCUGGGGGGUGGCAGAACCGUGACUGCGGCAUUGCCCUCCCCUAUGUCUGCAAGAAGAAGCCCAAUGCCACCACUGACCCCUUCCUGACAGAUUCAUGGUCAGAGGUGAAAGUGGACUGUGAGCCCAGCUGGCUGUCCUUCCAAUCCAACUGCUACCGCCUGGUGGGAGAGAAGAAGAGCUGGCAGGAUGCAAAGAAGACCUGCCUGCGGAGCGGGGGGGACCUGGUCAGCAUCCACACACUCUCUGAGCUGGAGUUUGUCACCAAGCAGGUCAAGCAAGACGUGGAAGAGCUCUGGAUUGGUUUAAAUGACCUCAAGCUGCAGAUGAACUUCGAGUGGUCGGAUGGGACACCCGUGAGGUUCACUUAUUGGCACCCCUUCGAGCCCAACAAUUUUCGUGACAGCCUGGAGGACUGUGUCACCAUCUGGGGACCGGAAGGGAGAUGGAAUGACAGCCCAUGCAACCAGAGCCUGCCCUCCAUCUGCAAAAAGCCCGGCCAGGUGAGCCAGGAGAAAGAGGAGGAUGACCACGGAUGCAGAAAGGGCUGGAAGUGGCACAGCCCCUCCUGCUUCUGGCUGGGUGAGGACCGCGUCACCUACAGCGAUGCCCGCAAGAUGUGCUCCGACUACGGCUCCACGCUGGUCACCAUCACCAACAGGUUUGAGCAGGCGUAUGUCAGCAGCCUCAUCUAUGGAUGGGAUGGAGAAUACUUCUGGACAGCCCUGCAGGACAUCAAUGAGACGGGAGCUUUCCGCUGGCUGAGUGGAGAUGAGGUCAUGUACACCCACUGGAACCGCGACCAGCCCGGUUACAAUAAGGGUGGCUGUGUGGCCCUGGCCACCGGCAGCUCCAUGGGGCUUUGGGAGGUGAAGAACUGCAGCACCUUCAAGGCCAAGUACAUCUGCCGGCAGAACCUGGGCACACCGGUGAACCCUGAGCUGCCCAGCGCCUACCCCACACCCAGCCUCACCGGGACCUGCCCGCUGGGAUGGAGUGCAGACCCCAAGCUGCGGCACUGCUACAAGGUGUUUAACUUUGACAAGCUGCAAGAGAAGAAGACGUGGAUCGCAGCACAGGAGUUCUGCCGGGAGCUGGGAGCCCAACUGCUCAGCCUGGGCAGCUACGAGGAGGAGCACUUUGUGGCUAACACCCUCAACAAGAUUUUUGGGGAGUCAGAGCCAGAGAUCCACGAGCAGCACUGGUUCUGGAUCGGCCUCAACCGACGUGACCCAUCAGGGGACCGGAGCUGGAGGUGGAGCGAUGGGUUGGGGUUCUUCUACCACAACUUUGACCGCAGCAACUACGAUGAUGAUGACAUCCGGAACUGCGCGGUGCUGGACCUGGCCUCCCUGCAGUGGAUGCCGAUGCAGUGUGAAGCCCAGCUGGACUGGAUCUGCAAACUGCCCAAAGGAACCGAUGUGAAGGAGCCGGAGAUCACAACCCAAGGCAGUAAAGAGUGGGUGAAGUACCAAGAGGCUGAGUACAAGUUCUUUGAGCACCACUCAACGUGGAUGCAGGCACAGCGCAUCUGCAGCUGGUUCCAGGCAGAGCUGGUAUCAGUGCACAGCGAGUCCGAGCUGCGCUUCCUGGGCCAGAACCUGAAGAAGUUCUCCAGGGGUCAAGAGCAGCACUGGUGGAUUGGGCUGCACACCUAUGAGAAUGAUGGCAGGUUCAAGUGGUCUGAUGGGUCCCUCCUCAACUUUGUCUCUUGGGCACCAGGCAAACCCCGUCCCAUCAGCAAGGACAAGAAGUGUGUCUAUAUGACGGCCAGCAGAGAGGACUGGGGGGAUCAGAAAUGCCCCACGGCUCUGCCCUACAUCUGCAAACGAAGCAAUGCCACUGCUGUGAAGCCAUCCAUCCCACCACCACCUGCUCCCACAAGCGGGGGCUGUCCACGUGGCUGGGUCCCAUUCCUCAGCAAGUGUUUCAGCUUCAAUGGCCACGACAAAGCUGACAUCGUGAAGUGGCCGGAGGCAAAGCAGGCUUGUGAGAGCCAGGGCGCUGUGCUGGCCACCAUCUCCAGUCCUUUGGAGCAGGCUUUCAUCACAUCCAUGUUGCUGAACAUCUCCUUCGACCUCUGGAUUGGCCUCCACGAUGCCAAGAAGGAGUUCCAGUGGGUGGAGGAUGAACCUCUGAGACACGUCAGCUGGGCGCCUGGGGAGCCCUCGGAGUGCAGCUCCUCCAGCCCUGGUGACAAGCCGACCAACUGUGUGGUGGUGUGGCAUGGCUCACCCCCCCACUUCACGGGGCGCUGGGAUGAUCGGAGCUGUGUGGAGGAGAAGCACGGCUACAUCUGCCAGCGAAGCAUAGACCCAUCCCUGAGCCCCGCGCGGACGCCGUACCCCCCCUCGCCCACCGGCACCCUCUUUUACCACAACAGCACUUACCGCAUCCUGCAGAAACCCCUCAGGUGGCACGAGGCCCUGCUGCUGUGCGAGACCCUCAAUGCCACCCUGGUCACCAUCCCCGACCCCUACAGCCAGGCCUUCCUCACCCAGGCCAUCAGCAGCCUACGGGCCCCACUCUGGAUCGGGUUGGCCAACAACGAGGGUGGUCGGAGCUACUCAUGGCUGUCGGAGGAGAACCUGUUCUACGCCAACUGGCAGGAUGGGGAGCCCCAGCAGGCUGCUGGCUGUGCCUACAUGGAUGUGGAUGGGAGCUGGCGCACGGCUGGCUGUGACACCAAGCUGCAGGGCGGCAUCUGCCAGCUCCAGUCGGGUCCCCCCCGCACACACAAGUGGAGCUACAGUGGGAGCUGCCCCAAGUCACUGGAGGACUCAUCCUGGAUCCCCUUCAGGGACCACUGCUACACCUUCCAUAUGGAGAUCACCCUGGGGCAGAAGGAUGCAAUGAGGAGGUGCCAGAAAGUUGGUGGCUCAGUGUUGUCCAUCCAGGACGAGAUGGAGAACGUCUUCGUGUGGGAGCACCUCCAGGCGUAUGAGGGCUCAUCCAAGGGUGCCUGGCUGGGCAUGACAUUCAACCCCAAAGGAGGCACCUUGGUUUGGCAUGACAACACAGCUGUGAAUUACUCCAACUGGGGCCAGCACGACACGGGGCCCAGCAUGCUGAGCCAGAACAGCUGCUACUGGAUCCAGAGCAGCAAUGGGGUCUGGCGCUUGGGCUCCUGUACCAACGUCACCAUGGGUGUCAUCUGCAAGAUCCCCCGAGUGGAGGAAAGCAGCUUCUCCAGGGCAGCUCUGCCGGAGAACACGACGGCUAUCGCGGUGGUGGUGCUGUCGGCGCUGGCUCUGAGCGCUCUGCUCGGCAUCGCCAUCUUCCUGUACAAGAAGCGAAGGAGCUCCGAGCGCGGAGCCUUCGAAAGCGCCCGCUACAGCCGCACCACGUCCAACCCCAGCGAAGCGGCCGAGAAGAACAUCCUGGUGUCAGACAUGGAGAUGAAUGAGCAGCAGGACUAACGGCAGGGGGAGCGGGGAGGGGAGGGGAUGGGGAUCGGCACGCAGGCGGUCCCCGGGGUGAGCGAGGCUGGGGUUGGGGUUGCUGCCGUACCCCCAGGCUUGCCCCUGGCUGCUGGAAGCUCCUGCAGCAGCUGUGGAGGCGGUUUCAGGGCUCAGAGGUUCAGAGGAAAGCUGCCUCCACUUGGAGAGCUUUCCCUGGCCGGGCUCCGAGACACCUUCCCCUGGGGAGAAGGUGUGCAUGGGCAGUCAGAGCCCUGCAGGGGCUCAUAUCCCCCAGACAACACGAGUCUGAGAGCACAUCCUCCUGGGCAAGAGGUCUCCAAAGCCAAUCUACCUCCCCUUCCCUCGGUCCUCUCUCCACCCACCUCAUCCUCACCUCCCCCAGCAGCAGAGUUGUGGUCCCCCCUUAACCCCGAUGUUCCCAUGCCCGGCGCUGCAGCUCUUCUCCCCACCAUGCUCCCCCUGGGCUGGCAGUGCCAUCCCAUCCCAUCCCACUCGCUGCCCCCCAUCCCAUUUAGCACAGAGCAACCCACACCACCAGCAGGUGGGAGAACUGGAAGCCCCACGCAUCCUUCUCAUCGUAGCCGUGCCAGUUGAGGUCCCAUUGGCCAACUGCAGAGAGUGCAAAGGAAGGAGCACAAAGCAAAGGGCUCAGGGCUGCUGUGUGCUCUCCAUGUAGGGCAGGGAUGGCGUAUGGAGCAGCUGAUCUUGUGGAUGAGCAUUAGGGAUGUAGGUUGGGGACCGAUUCUGUGCUUUUUAGGUGGUCAUUUUGGAGGUUUGGUUGUUUAUUUCUCCCCCUUUCCCCUUUAAUGGAAAGAAUAGCUUUUUUUUUUUUUUCCUCUUUUUUUUUUUUUUUUUUUUUUUUUUUUUUUUUUUUUUUUUUUUUUGCUAUGCUGUAUUGAGUGCGUGCUGAAUAUAUACGUCUUUCACACAGCUGGCUGGGGUGUGUGUGGUUGCAUUCCAUGUGCCAGGCGUAGAUGAGGAGGAGGAGGAGGAGGAAGGCACUAUGGGGCUGAGCUCCCAUAGAGCCCCACAGAGAGGGGGGUUGGGGGUUCCCUGCUGGGAAUGGGACCCAAGAAAACCCCCACAGCUCCAAAGGAAAGCGGCACAACCCCCACACAGAGAGGUUUUCCUGUCCCUUCCAGCUUGGUGCUGUGAGGUCAGCGGGGCCUGCAGGGUGCUGUGCUCUCCAUUCUGUGGAUUUAAAGCUGUCUAUUUCACUUAAGCUGGAUAUUAAGUGUUUGAGGAACUGUUGGUUGGGGUGGGGAUGAAGGGAUCGCUUCAUUUUGAUGUUUACUUUUUUUUGGCUAUGAUGUCCAAACACCAUCGUGAUGUUUGUGGGCAGGAGAGGCCCCAGCUCUGCCCCGGUUCCAUUCCUCAGUCGUGGCUUUUAUUUCCUGAGGUCAUUCCUGGCGUGGAGCUGUUGGUUUCGUUCCCGAUGCAGUGCCAGAUCUGGGAAAGCUGAGCACUGGUCCGUCCCCAUCUCCAUCCUUGUGCCAUUGAGAGCUGCUGUUCGUGGCCGGGUGGGAUCAGGAGCAGCUGAGGGGUCGUCUUCUAUCUCCUGCCACGAGCAGAGCUCAGAAAUCCCAAAGGGAGAAGUGCUGAGGCUGGGGUGGGCGGAAUGCAGCAGUGCUGAGCUCAGGGUUGAGCUCAGCUCGGAGCUAUGAGUGCAGCAUUGAUGCCUGCAUGCGUCCUAGGAACGCUUCUUUAAAGAGAUUAUUUCCAUUUCUUUCCUUGUCUUUCCCUCCUUGAUUCAUCUCGCUCUCUUUCCUCCUCUACCUUCGAGCAAAGAGAUCUGUCCAAUAUAGGGGAAAUUUUGUAUGGGAAUAACUUUGCCAGCAAUCAGGAUUACAGAAAAAGCUCAUAUAUGGUUACGUGGUAUCUCCUAUCACCAUUAGAAUAAUGUGAAGAGUGGCUUAAAAGGACCCAGUCAAUUAUAUAUAUUAUAUAUAUAUAAUAUAUAUAUAUAUAUAUAGUUUUGCAAUUUUUUACUCUCUGUGGUUUGUAAGAUCCUUUUAGAAGCUUGGAAAUAAAAUUUCCUCCCCCAUCUU